AUGCUGAGUGUUUCCUCCUGUUUCUCGCUCUCCUCACCUCCUCUCACAUUACCGCCUUAUCACUUUCCUCUUCCUGUCUCCUCCUCUUCCCUCCUCCACCUGCUUCUCCCUCUCCUCCCAUUUUCACCUUCUUUCCCUGUCUUGCUGUCUCCCACCACCACCACCACCACCACCACCACCACGUCCACCUCUACCUCGCCAUCCUCCUUCUCCUCCUCCACCAUCGCGUCUGCGGAUCUCUUUUCUUCACUGCCUCCCGUCCUGCAUCAUCUCCCACCGCGUCUGUCUUCCGAUGGUGGGCGAUUAGAUAAUCUCUGCCCUCUGAUCAGCGUGGUGAGCGGCUCACCACUCCUGCCUCGCCUCACUGUCAGCGAUAGCAAGACAGCAGUGUCGUUGACUGCAGAACGUUGUCUUGGUACACUGAUUUGCGCCACCAAGUCAGCAGUGUCCCACCAACCCUACCGAUGA
Hydatigera taeniaeformis is the source of this 468-nucleotide messenger RNA. The record is from the annotation of a GenBank genome assembly. Lineage: Eukaryota; Metazoa; Platyhelminthes; Cestoda; Cyclophyllidea; Taeniidae.